Monosiga brevicollis MX1 is the source of this 1686-nucleotide messenger RNA. RefSeq lists its product as uncharacterized. Lineage: Eukaryota; Choanoflagellata; Craspedida; Salpingoecidae. The record is from RefSeq and is a predicted model, not a curated record. The coding region runs from base 1 to 1686 and encodes 561 amino acids. The transcript has 7 exons. Gene Ontology annotation, biological process: proteolysis. Gene Ontology annotation, molecular function: serine-type carboxypeptidase activity.
AUGUUCGCGUUGCGGAUCGCGUUGGUCUGCGGCUUGGCGGUCGCCGCCACUGCUACCGCAGCCAAGCCCGGCGAGACGGUUCAAGAGAUCACGGCACUACCCGGAUGGCCCAACAACACGGCCCUGCCCAGUCGUAUGUUUAGUGGAUACACCUAUGCUGGUACCCCGCCCAAUGGCGAGGGUGACAUGUAUGCGCAUUGGCUGCUCGUCGAGAGUGAGAGCGAUCCCGCCAACGACCCUCUGGUGAUUUGGUACCAAGGUGGGCCCGGCGCCAGCUCCCUCUACGGCCUCUUGGUCGAGUUUGGCCCCUUGCUUCUUAACCAAGACAGCCUUGAUAACGACGAAUACCGCCGCACCGGCAUCCCACAGCUUGUCCGCAAUCCCUACAGCUGGAACCGCAAGGCCAACUUGUUGGUGGUUGACAACCCCCCACCCGUGGGCUUUGGCUACUGCACCCCGGCUGGGCCGGCCGGUCUCGGCACGUCCUGUGGUGAUUGGAAUGACGAGUUGGUCGCCAAGGCCAAUCAAAUCGUCCUCACCCGCUUUGUCGAGCAAAUGCCCGCCUACCGCCAACGCUCCACCUUUAUCACUGGAGAGAGCUACGCUGGCGUCUACGUCCCAGUCAUUGUGCGGGCCCUGUUGGCAGACCCCGGCAAUGUCUCCCUUUCCGGCUUUGCCGUGGGUGAUGGUUGCCUGGGUACCGAAGUUCUUUGCGGCCCCGUGGGCGGCCCCUUCUGGAACGUCGAGUUUAUGCAUGGCCACGGCCAGUUUAGCAACCGCCUCUACCGGCAGAUCACCAACACGUGCACAACCGAGGAGCUCAAGUCGGGCCACAUCAGCGCCGCCUGCCAACCCCUUCUCACGCAAAUGACUCAGGAAAUUGGUUCCUACUACAGCUACAAUCUCUACGACACCUGCUACGCGCAAAACAUCUUUGACCCUCUCCAUUCUUCUCGCUCUUACUGGAGCCGCGUGCCGCCCCUUGCCUCGCCCUCCACCGUGCGUUUUGCAAGUGCCAGCCUCGUGCACCACGACACCACAGCCACCUUCUCAUCCCUCGUUUGCCACACGCUUGCAGGUGGGUGCAGGCGCUUCAUCCCAACCAAAGUGCCGGCAGCUAUCCAUGCAACGCUCACACCUUCUUUCAUGCCAUACCUUCUUGCCAAUAAUGCCAGUGGAGAUAACGGUGCUGGCUUCAACUACUCGCUCUCCGAGCCCAAUCUGCUUCCAUUCUACAAGGAGCUUAUUGAAAACAAGAAACUGCGCAUGCUUGUUUACAACGGCGACACCGGUUUGUGGACAGCCGGCUUGAAUUCCCAGCACACAACAGACAGACACUCAUCGGGAAGACGGCGAAAGUGGCUACAAACCACCUGGCCACGGCAUGGUGCAAUGCCUUGUUUUAACCGUUACGCCAUGUGCAUAGAUCCUUCAAUCAAUUCAUUCAUGACCCAGGACCGUUACACCGAGUAUUUCGAUGCUCAAGGACUUGGUCUGACCGAGACAUGGCGGCCAUGGACCAUCGAUGGCAAGCAGAACAUGGGCGGUUACGUCUUCCGCUAUGGUGACAAUUGGCAAUUUGCCACCAUCCGUGGUUCUGGCCACAUGGUAUGUCACCACCACGUUCCAAUAUGCUCUUUGAGUGAGAUGCAUGCUGAUCUCGCACUCUCUUACGGCUGUGGCUGA